Olea europaea var. sylvestris is the source of this 2098-nucleotide messenger RNA. Its product is annotated as cyclin-D1-1-like. The transcript is spliced from 6 exons. Gene Ontology annotation, molecular function: cyclin-dependent protein serine/threonine kinase regulator activity. Gene Ontology annotation, cellular component: cytoplasm; nucleus; cyclin-dependent protein kinase holoenzyme complex. The record is from RefSeq and is a predicted model, not a curated record. Lineage: Eukaryota; Viridiplantae; Streptophyta; Magnoliopsida; Lamiales; Oleaceae. Gene Ontology annotation, biological process: regulation of cyclin-dependent protein serine/threonine kinase activity; mitotic cell cycle phase transition. The coding region runs from base 160 to 1161 and encodes 333 amino acids.
CAAACACAAAGAAAAACCUAAAGAUACACAGUCCACUCUCUCUUCAGACUCUUUUCUCCAAGACAUUAUUUUGGAAUCUUCGGCAAAUCUCCGGCGAAUCUUUGGAACCAAAAGAACAUAAGGAUGAUCAGCAAAGAAUGAUCGGGGAUCGCAUUCGCCAUGUCAGAUUCGUGCUCCGACUGCUUCUCCGACCUUCUCUGCGGCGAGGACUCCAGUAUUAUCUUCUCCAGUGGCGGAGAACACCUGCCGGAGUGCUCAUCGGACCUGGAUUACCCACAACCGGACGUCGAGGAAUCGAUUGCCGGACUCAUAGAGAAUGAGAGAGAUUUCAUGGUUCCGUGCAGCGAUUAUAUGGAAAAGUCCCAUUCAAAUCAAUAUAUUGAUGCAUCAACUAGAGCAGAUUCUGUUGCAUGGAUUCUGAAGGUGAAACGUUACUAUGGUUUUCAGCCGUUAACGGCUUAUCUCUCCGUCAACUAUUUUGAUCGUUUUCUAUACUCCCAUCAGUUGAGGAAAAUGAAUGGGUGGCCAGUGCAAUUAUUGACCGUUGCAUGCUUGUCAUUAGCUGCUAAAGUGGAGGAACCUCUGGUUCCUUCUCUUCUGGAUCUUCAGGUUGAAGGUGCAAAAUUUAUUUUUGAACCAAGAAAUAUCCAACGAAUGGAGCUUCUUGUGCUACGUGUACUGGGUUGGAGGCUGCAAUCCAUUUCUCCAUUCAGCUUUCUCAGCUUUUUUGCCCACAAAAUUGAUCCAACAGGAACUUACACGGGAUUCCUUACAUCAAGGGCAACUGAAAUUAUUUUGUCAAUUAUCCAAGAGACCAGCUUCCUUGAGUAUAGGCCAUCAUGCAUUGCUGCUGCAACAAUACUUUGUGCAGCAAAUGACCUCCCACAUUUCUCUUUAGUUACCGCUCAACAUGCUGAGUCGUGGUGUGAUGGACUCCACAAAGACAAAAUCAUCAAUUGCCACCGAUUGAUGCGACAAUACACGUUUACUGAUAGGCCAAGGAAGCAACCAAAAGUGUUACCUCAGCUUCGAGUCAUGACUCGGGCAAGUAUCACGUGGAGCGACUCCUCAUCCUUAUCCUCCUCAUCCUCAUCAUCUUGUAAACGAAGAAAGUUAAACAAUAGUUUGUGGGUGGAUAAUGACAAACAAAGCUCGGAUUAAAGGCAGGAGGGUUUUAAAAUAAGAGAAGAAACAAAAAAAUCUAAAAGAAAAUGGUUUGUUAAUUUAAAAGUUGUCUAAGUCUUGAAUCUUGAUUUUUUUUUUUUUUGGAUGGACUGAGAUAAAAAAAAAAAAAAAAAGAAAUGAUAAAGAGUGAUGUAGAUAAGGUAGUAGGUAUAAUGUAUGUACAAAGGUUUGGGAGACUAUUAUAAACUUUUUUGGUGGGCAUUGCCAUUCAUGAAUAUUUAUGAAUUGGCCUUGCUGAUUCCCUAGGGAAGGGGAUUUGGUACAUAUAUAUUAUUUUGGAGUGAAGAAAUUGUUUAAUAUCUAGUGGAGUCAUAUGCAAUGAAAGUGGGGAGUGACAGAAUUCAAAGGCAACAUUAAUUGAUUAUCGAAUGAAUGGAGAAGGGACUGUGGGACCUAAAAUGGCAGUGAAAAUCAAUGGAAUUGGCGAAAGACUUUGGGUUUAGAAGUUGAUGAAAUAUGAGUCAAGCUACUCUACUAUGCCACCAUCAUUGCAUCAGCCACCCCCUACAUAUUUCAAGAAGUCAUGAAGAAAUUAUAGAAAGCAGUGAAGAAAAAAGAUUCAUGGCUCCAUCAGGACUUUUUUCUUUUUCUUUCAUCAUUUUUUUUUUUUUUUGGGAUGGAUUUUGAGUGAUUUGUCUGUACACGCUUACACUAUAUCCUGCACGUGUGCCUUUUUCUUUUUCCGCGGGAAGUGUCCAUUUCUUGGUUGUCCUAACGAUUUUGUGGGACGUUAUUUUGAGUGGUGUUUUGUGUGUGUAACGGAUACAUGUCGGUAUUCUUUUUCUCUAAAUUUUUGUUUUCUCAUAUAUUUUUUUUAUGGCCUAAAGUUUGCCAAAAUUUACAGAGGUCUUUGGGGCCUUGUUUGGUGAGUGAUGUAUUUGGAAUAAAUAAAAUGAGAAAUUAUUUAUAUAGA